AUGCGCGUGGGCGCCAAUGGUAAACGUCGCAUAAACAUUCUCAAGACGUUUCUUGUCACAAGAGCCAUAGAUACAUUGGAGAAGGAUUCGGAGGAGAGACAAGAAGUCAUUUCACGGUUACUUUAUUACUUUGAUCGUGACAAAAUAUGUCAGCCAUAUUUGUUCCCAAAAACUUUCGUUGACCUUCAACAACAACACUGGGACCCAAUUGUGGAGUGGGCUAAAGAACGUUACGACGUAAAAAUAGAAUUGAGCGAGACAGAUUUUCGUUAUUUGCAAUUGACGGAAGCGAAGGAUAAAUUUCGAGCAAUAGUGAAUGCAUUUGAUGGCCUUAAGCUGUCUGCAUUUGAACGGGCAACAAUCCUAUCAAAUUCAUUCCUGAUUGCGCUCGGUCUAGUGGAAAAGCGUCUGGGAGUCGAAGAGGCUGUCUCGGCUGCCUCGACUGAAACCAAUGCUUGGAUCAUGACUUGGGGAAACGUUGAAUUGGCGCUCGAUUCAGAUCAAGACCAGUUGCGGCAACAAUUGCAGUCCGUUGCGUAUUUGUUGGUCGAUGGAUAG
Molecule: messenger RNA, 558 nt
Organism: Paraglomus brasilianum
Lineage: Eukaryota; Fungi; Glomeromycota; Glomeromycetes; Paraglomerales; Paraglomeraceae
Source: the annotation of a GenBank genome assembly